UUACUCAACAGUUGUACAACUGUUGUGUUUUCUAAAAGUAAACAAUACAGACAUUACUGGAUUGCUAGAGAUGACAUAGGCGACAAAUUUUAAUUUAUUAUUUAGCCAUGUUAAAAAGAUAAAUACAAUUACAUUAAAUUCUCAUAGAAAACGUUAGUGUAUUCGUUUGUGUACUGUUUUAUAUUUAUUAUGGAAGAAGUUCUUCAGCAAUUGGGAGUUGGGAUUCGACCCAUAAAUGAUCCCUUUUUCGACGAUUCCUAUAAAGUCUGCAAAAUUUUUCAAAGACAAGGUGUCACGAUUGACGACGAAGAGGAAUUAUGCCAUGAAGUCAUCAGAGAAUUCCCAUGCUAUAUCCCUGGAUGCAAAACCACUUUCCAAACGUUACUCGAUUAUGAGAUGCAUUAUAAUAGUUCUCAUCGAUAUGCUUGUACAGAAUGUAAAGCAUCUAGACCAAAUCCAAGACUGUUGGAAAUUCAUAUUCAAGAAACACAUGAUGCUUUCUUUAAGGUCUUGUCUGAGAAACAAGCCAUGUAUCAGUGUUAUGAUUCUGAAUGUGAUAUAAAAUUCAAUGAUCCAGUGGAAAGAAGAGAACACUGUAUUAGAAUACAUAAGUUUCCAAAGAAAUAUCGAUUUGAUGAUAUGCUGCAUUAUAACAAGAAAGACGAAUUGAACGCAAUGGAAAUUGACAAUGUUGAUAGUAAAAAAAAGAAAAAGAAUACCAAAGUACUUUUGAAUAAAAAUCAAAAAAGUAAGAUGUUUGCAAAAAAUACCACUAAUACAGUAUGUGAAAAUAAUAUUAGUGUAGAAACAAUUCCAUCAACUAAUGUGAAAACUAAAGUAACAACACCAUUAGCUUUUGUUCCUAGACAAGUACAAAAAUCCUUCUCAAAGGUGCUUACAAAUAAUCAGAACAGGGAAAAAAAUAUUCUCGAGUCAGAAACUAUGAUGGAAUUAGCAGAUUCGCUGCCUGAUUGAUAGUUGGAAAUCUUUUUAAAUAUCUCUUAAUUUUAUUAAUUAGACUUUCAUUAAUUUAAUUUUAAGAAUGUAUAUUUAAAUUUUAAGAAUAAUUGUAAGAAUUUAAUUUUAAGAAUGUAUAAAUGUGAUUGAAAUGAAUAAGGAUUAUGAUCUUGUAAAGAAUUUUAACGUUUGACAGCUGAAAAAUAUAUUUUAAAACAAAUAAAUAUUUACAUCUUUAGAUUAACAAAUUCUUAAUCUGUUCUCAACAUCAAAAUAUGCGCUUAUGUAGUUAAUAUGGCUAUUAAAUAUUUCAAUUUUUUUAUUUACAAAAAAGCUUGAAUAA
Molecule: messenger RNA, 1300 nt
Organism: Linepithema humile (Argentine ant)
Lineage: Eukaryota; Metazoa; Arthropoda; Insecta; Hymenoptera; Formicidae
Product: lethal (2) k10201
Source: RefSeq, a predicted model, not a curated record